GGUCAAGGCUAUUGUUACGGUUCUACUACUUGUAAUGUUCCGACAGCAAAACCGGAGCUGCAGUGUCUUUGUGGGGAAUGUUCCUUACGAUGUUGAUGAGGAACAGUUGAAGAGCAUCUUCUCAACGGUCGGUCCUGUUGUGAGCUUUCGGCUCAUGCAUGAUAAGGUCACUGGGCGACCUAAGGGAUACGGAUUUUGCGAGUACGCAGAUCAGGAGACUGCAUACGCUGCAAUGCGUAAUCUCAAUAACGUGGAGUGUGGAGGCCGGCCGCUUCGAGUUGACUGGGCUGACCAUGAGUUGCGUAACACGGAAGGAGUGCAGCGAUCGAUUCAACGCAGUGGCGCUGAUGUUGGGCGAAGCAAUGUGAAGGUGAAUAAUAAGAAGCUUCGAGAGUUCCAACAGAGACUGACAGAUGAAAAUGCAGAGCAUCUGGCAUUAGAUGUCCAAACCCACAGUGAGAUAGCGGCCUUGUUGAAUCAAUGGUCUACAGUGGAGUUGUACCAGUUCCUUGGCCAGUCACAACAGUUCGUCAGUGAAAGCCCAGAAGCAGCGCGGUCUCUGUUCGUGGCGCAUCCUCAGCUGCCGUUGGCGAUCAACCAUGUUGCGUACUUGCUGGGAUUUACCUCGGAGCCGACCUUCCCGAUGACGCCGGAUGAUAUGAUAUAUGCAGAAGAGCGUAUCAAGGCACUGAAACAGCAUCGAGUAUGUCCUGUAAAGCCCAUACAGCCUCCCCGAGCUGUCCCCAUCAGUCUGGUAACCGACCCCACUGCUCAGCUCCAGGCUGGCAUUUCCAAUCCUAUGAUGAUGAGCGGCGUGUUGCCAGCUGGUGUACUCGCUGCAGGGGCUAGCAUUGCUGGUGCAAGAGCAACAACGGUUGGUACCAUCUCUCGAGUGACUUCUAUUGGUACGAGCGGAUUAGCCCCUCAUCAUGCAAUGAAGAAACCUGCUGUGGACAUCGCAGCGUUGCCGGCCGACACGAAGGAGGCUUUACGCAAGCAACUAGCACAGAUGACUCCAGCUGAGGUUGCUAGCCUCCCUGCUGAUGUACGAGAGAUCAUGCAACAACUAGCAGUCUCUACUGGCGGCUCUGCUGUUGGGAGUGGUUCUGUACCACGAUAA
This is a messenger RNA of Perkinsus marinus ATCC 50983, 1120 nucleotides long. RefSeq names its product RNA recognition motif containing protein, putative. NCBI's taxonomy places the organism in Eukaryota, Perkinsozoa, Perkinsida, Perkinsidae. The record is from RefSeq and is a predicted model, not a curated record. Bases 35 to 1120 code for a protein of 361 amino acids. The transcript has 12 exons. Gene Ontology annotation, molecular function: mRNA binding. Gene Ontology annotation, cellular component: mRNA cleavage and polyadenylation specificity factor complex.